AGGGACAGGGCUGAGGAGAGGAAGGCGAUGCGACGGACAGGCGCACCCGCUCAGGCUGACUCUCGGGGGCGAGGUCGAGCCAGGGGCGGCUGCCCUGGGGGCGAGGCGACGCCGUCUCUUCCUCCACCUCGCGGCGGAACCCGAGGACAGGAGCCUCAGAUGAAAGAAACUAUCAUGAACCAGGAGAAACUCGCCAAACUGCAAGCACAAGUGCGCAUUGGUGGGAAAGGAACUGCUCGCCGAAAGAAGAAGGUGGUUCAUAGAACAGCUACAGCAGAUGAUAAAAAACUUCAGUUCUCCUUAAAGAAGUUAGGGGUAAACAAUAUCUCUGGUAUUGAAGAAGUGAAUAUGUUCACAAACCAAGGAACAGUGAUCCACUUUAACAACCCCAAAGUUCAGGCAUCGCUGGCAGCGAACACUUUCACCAUUACAGGCCAUGCUGAGACAAAGCAGCUGACAGAAAUGCUACCCAGUAUCUUAAACCAACUUGGUGCAGACAGUCUGACUAGUUUAAGAAGACUGGCUGAAGCUCUGCCCAAACAAUCUGUGGAUGGAAAAGCACCACUUGCUACCGGAGAGGAUGAUGAUGAUGAAGUUCCAGAUCUUGUGGAGAAUUUUGAUGAAGCUUCCAAGAAUGAAGCAAACUGAAUUGAGUCAACU
Molecule: messenger RNA, 660 nt
Organism: Lutra lutra (Eurasian river otter)
Lineage: Eukaryota; Metazoa; Chordata; Mammalia; Carnivora; Mustelidae
Gene: BTF3
Product: basic transcription factor 3
Exons: 6
Coding region: 28-648 (206 amino acids)
Cellular component (GO): cytosol; nascent polypeptide-associated complex
Source: RefSeq, a predicted model, not a curated record